Pocillopora damicornis (cauliflower coral) is the source of this 1054-nucleotide messenger RNA. RefSeq lists its product as uncharacterized. The record is from RefSeq and is a predicted model, not a curated record. NCBI's taxonomy places the organism in Eukaryota, Metazoa, Cnidaria, Anthozoa, Scleractinia, Pocilloporidae.
ACCACCGGCAGAGCCUAAAACCGUAUAAAAGCGGGAGCAUAUCUCAAGAAAUGAAACAAAUCACAGCGCAAGGCAGCAGAGGAAAAUGAUGGCACGUUUUGAUCUGUUGUCGUUGGCGCUCCUUAUUGUUUUAUCCUCGCUGACAGUUGUUCGCGCUAAUGAAGAAAGCGUUUCCCUCGAAAGUGAGUUAGAGCAGAUGAGUACUACCACAAAGUCAGAGGAUUCUAACUCAUUGGAAUUGUUACAAGAUCAAAAUAAUGGCUUUAAUAUUGAGAAGAGACAAGGAUUUCGCCCAAGACCUUAUAUUACCAAUCGUGUCUGUCCUUACCGCAUGCGCAACAGCCCGUUAUGUUGUGCCGGAAUGUUAAUCGAUAAGCCGUUGGUAAAAAUCUGUUGCCGCGGGGUUAUUGUGCUUAAAGGCCAGUGUGGUCGACGCAUGGGCAAAUGCGGUCGCAAUUUAUUUAAUCGUAGAUAUGAGAAAUGUUGCCGUCGGCAAGUUAUUCCCAGACGAGAGAGUUGUACACGAAAGCGCUGUGGACGAACGAGGUACAUGACUUUCUCCCAUCAAUGCUGCAAUGGUAAAGUGAUCCCUAAGGGACAGACUUGUGUUCCAUUUCCUGUAAAGACCAGAUGUGGUAGUGUCCUUUUUAAUCCACACAGAUACAAGUGUUGUUUUAAACGAGUAGUGUCUCUACAUUCCCCUUGUUCGUCUUGGACUCCUUGUGGACACACCUUCUACGAUUCGCAACACCAGCAAUGCUGUAACGGCCAAGUGCUUUCUCUACGAUCUGGCUUCAAAUGCUGCCAUGGAAACCAAAUUGUCCCUAAUUUUGUUCGGUGCAGUGCGUAUGGGUAAACAACAUUAGGUAUUCACUCUGUAUGGUUUAUCAGAGUUCUGCAAGAAUAUUUUUAUGCUUUUGUACUCUUUUGUAAUGUAUUAGUGCUCGAUUGAAAUUUCCCAAUUGAAAGAACCUGAAGUUAUAAUCCGCAGCCUUUACCCAAUGAGAAUUUAUUGAUUUUAUAAUAAAAUCAUUUGCAACAUGUUUUGAAAUCA